This is a messenger RNA of Babesia sp. Xinjiang, 12687 nucleotides long. Its product is annotated as E3 ubiquitin-protein ligase TOM1-like. Gene Ontology annotation, molecular function: ubiquitin-protein transferase activity; protein binding. The record is from RefSeq and is a predicted model, not a curated record. NCBI's taxonomy places the organism in Eukaryota, Apicomplexa, Aconoidasida, Piroplasmida, Babesiidae. The transcript has a single exon. Gene Ontology annotation, biological process: positive regulation of protein catabolic process; proteasome-mediated ubiquitin-dependent protein catabolic process; protein polyubiquitination. The coding region runs from base 1 to 12687 and encodes 4228 amino acids.
AUGAAAAUUGGAAAGCCAAGGGGAGACAAUUACAAGCUUGUGCUGGCUAAUUUGCAGCCAACACAAAGGAAUUUCAUCAAACUAUUGGUGACGUGCACGCCAGAAGAUCUCUGCCUACACUUAGAUUCUUUCACUCAGUGGGUCUGGGAAAAAAGUGAUAUGCUAUCCUGGGCACCAGUAUUGAAUCGGUUUGAUGAUAUUUUCCGAUCGUAUCUUGAUCUUUAUAGAGCAUACUUAAAAGGAGAACAAGAUUCGGUCUCAUCAUUCUAUAAUGAGGAUUUGCUCAGGCUAGUCAAGAGCGUCCUAAAGGCAUCUGUGAUGAUAGUAGAAAACUGCACAUCAAAAAGCAUAUACAACUCUUUGGAGUUGUUAGUAUCGUUCCUGGAUGAUCUGAAUCCAGAUAUUGUUUUCUUGGCGACUAAGUUACUUUGUGUAUACUACAGCCGACACAAGAGAAAUGUGGCGCCCAAGGAUGUUCCAGAAAUAUCUGCACGGGUCGCACUUCUAUCACAAACGCCACUUCCUGACGCAACGUUACACGUAUACAGAACUGUAGGGAACUCGACACCAGAGGCUUUAGAUGACUCGUCGACUCCCACUACUUCAGACGAUUUUGAUAGCCUCUCGUAUUCUGAUGUUAUAGAAUACUAUGUAAGCCAAAAAGAGUACCAUGUGACACUGGAUUCUUACAUAGAAAUAGGGCAAGAUGUUACACGUGGUAAUGAUUCGUCUAAAUUACGGAUACCAAUCACGGAUGUCUUGAAUAUUCACGAUGCGGCUACAACGAAAUCAGCUGCGGUACAACAAAACGCAGAGGGUAACGAAGAAUUCUCAACCGCAAUUAUAGCAUGGAAACGAUCUCUCACCACGGAUUUGGAUCUUUACAAACACAUGGUGAAAUCGUUGAGGCUAAUUAUCAAGAAACACAAGAUAGAGGAGUGUUAUUUUGCCGAGCUGAAAUAUAAGUUUUGCAAAGUUUACUCACUCUAUUUCCCAUUUUUGCAGAGAAGGGCUGUGGAUAUGCGUAUCUGCGCUCUUAUUUGCAUGUUAAUAAUGAACAACGCUUCUUAUAACCAGUUUUUAAGCUACAACCCUUCGUUCCUCCUUGAGGUUACGCAUAUGGUUAAAAGACACACUGAACUGGAGAAGCAAACCAUGGUCAUUAUCACAGAACUUUUAUCAGCAAUGGUUUAUGACGGUGUCCAUUGCAAAGUAAUGGCAAACUUAUUCGGAUUGAAUAUGCCACACGGUAUCUUUUCCAAGGUUCUGAGACAUUACCUACACCACGCUUACGAAAAGAUACCAUUACCGCCGUUGCUGCGAUUUAAGGGACAGGAAGACACACAAGUAUUCCCCUCCAUGGCAGAUUUAUGGAAUCAUGACGACCUUGCCCCUUCGGGGGAUGUGGAGGAAGAGGGCCUGAUGGCAUUACAACUCAAGGGCAAGGUAGUGUCUGAUGAAACACACUUGACUGAAUGGGAUAGCAGUUCCCGUGUAGCAUCUGAAAGGGGUAGGACGGAAGUCCAAGAUGAAGAGGAUUCCAUGCGUAUACUCUUACAGCUUUUGGUAGUAUUUUACACCUUCAUUUCCUAUCACGGUUGCAGCAGCGCUUUGACGAAUACCUCAAUACUUGAGGGGGCAGUUGAUUUCAUCAGGGUUAGAGAUCCCGUAUAUUUACCGGUAGUCAUAUAUGUAGUUCAAGUCCUAGAAGCACUUUUGGAUUACAGCCACACGGUUUCACGCAUCCUGCGCAGCGACCUUAAGGUUUUCCACAGGUUUAUAUCUAGGAUGCAAUAUGAUAUGUAUCUCAUAGAGAAGGGCCCAGCUUUUGAUAAUUUUGAAUCAGAAAACACACUUUGGCCGCGGGGAUGGAAAAUUCCUCAAAACGCUGACGUGGCAACACUUAGGAGCUAUUGGAUGUCGAUUAGUGAUGUCAGUGCGCGUCGGUUCUUGUUAAAGACAUUGAUGCGCAACGUCGAUACAGCUGCAAGGUCCAUGACUGGGCGCGGUGAAUCACAGGAUCAUGAUGUGUUUUCAGCAAACGGAGCUAUGGUACCGAUAAUACACUCGGUAUUCACCCACCCGCAAAGAUACGGGCUGGGAGCAUACUGCUCCGCUAUCAAUCUGAUAUCGGACUCACUUAAUGAUGAUCCCGUCUUGCAAGAAGAUCUACAUCAGCUGGAUAUAAUGCCAGCCCUGAUGAGAUCGGUAACUGAGGAGAAUCUGAAAUCUGAGGAAUGUUUGCAUAUCAUUCCAACGGCAAUUUGUGACGUACUAGUACACAGAAGCGGAAGGGAGUAUAUGAAGGAGAAUAACUAUCAACCGAUUUUGAACUUGAUUGAUAUAAUACCAAAGAAAGAUUUUGUACUCUUUGAUCGGUUCGGUGAAGUUGCUUCCACUAUUGGUAUGACUUUGGACAGUGUUGUGCGAAACCAAGAACCGGCUAAUGACGUUAUAAUGCGCCGUAUCAUCAAAAUCAUGUACGAGUUGCUACAAGAAGCGUUAACGUUCCCGCCAUUCAGCCCACAAGAUUCAAGUCAAUGUGCGAAAGACUUUGAACUUCAUAUGCACGAAGUACGCACACAUUCACCCGAGAUUACUUUGGAUAUUUUGACAUUUUUGGAAGGGGUGUCUGGACAUGCUUUUUAUGCUGACAGAAUAUCUCAUUUGGGAAAGUUUUUGUCAACAUUCCUCUGCUUUCCCCAGACACUGUCACACUUUAUGUCACGCGAUGGCUUGAAGCUACUCUACCAGCUGUGCUCUGUGCCGUGCCUCCCGCCGCUAUCUCUGUUGAUAUACUCUCAACACCCCCUAGCGCUGCUUUUGAAGUUCAUAUUGUCACAAGCUCAAACGCCAUCUGUCACUUACAUUCAUGGGCUCUGCAGACCAUAUCUGUUGCAACCUAUGGGAUACCGCAUCCCGCAGACACCUGAGGACCUUGCGAACAAUUUGGACUACAUGAGGAUGUUACAUGGAGUAAGUUACACGCUAUACUUGGCGCAUAGGGAUAACAAUGGAUAUUAUGAAACAUGUUGUAGCGGCAGAUACCAAACUGGAGCUGAAACAAUAUCACGUUGUGAUAUGCACCUCACUGUAAGUGCCUACCUCAAACGUAUGGUAACAGAGUUCCCAUAUCUCAUGAAACAGUACUUCAUGUCGGUCAAUGAUGGCGAUCUUGACACGAUAUUCCUAUUGAGUAGCAAACACAUGUCUCACGAACAUCCACAACUGAAGGCUUACAAGGUGUUCCACCGUGAAACAAAGAAUACGCUGAACACUCCGGAAAUUACCUUCUCAGCCAAUGAUUUGUUCUGGUCAAGCCAGUUUUCUUACGCUUACAGCAUCCCUAAUCCGGCGUACAAAGGAAGCCCAUCACCACAGAUCUCGGAUGACAGUUUUAAGAUGAACAACGAAGUAUGCCGUCUAUGCCUGGUAACAUGUAAAGCGGUAUUGUAUGCACUUACUGGGAUAAUUAACAAAUGCUUACCUGCGUCGGCAGAUGCUAACACAUGUAGGCAAAAUUAUCGAGCGCACCAUUCGGUUUCAUUUUCAUUGCUGUGCAUCAGUAUGUUGACGACCGUACCUUCUUUAGAGAAUAUACAAUCGGGAUCUGGUAUAUUCAUAGAGGGUAUGGAUUGUGCUAACACUGCUAGAUUUGUUGCUGAAGCUAUGGAGAUGACCUACAAAUUCUUCUUAGAUGAACGUGCUAUAGGAGGUAUCUCGCUACUCUCUUUCCUGGUAUUCACCAGGCUAUCUGGCAUGGUCUACGUUAAGAAAGUCUUUGAAUACAUGUGUCCUAUGUAUCUUGGUUGCGCUUUGGCCUUGGCACUACGUAUAAACCCCGGGCUUACAGUUGAAAAUGUCUUGGGCAAUGAUUUGCUAGGAAAUUCGCAGCACCUUGUUACAGUUGCAGAAGCUCUUCUAACAUACGAUUUGAAGAAAAUUAAGUAUACAAUGGAUGUUUUUGGUAAAUCUAUUCAAAUAUGUUUGGGGUUCUUCGGCAAGAUAUGUAACCCAAGGGCAGCGCUCAACAAUCUAAGUGAAACAGAUUAUCUAGGCUAUAUUGCAUCAUCAUCGUUCUGCAAUACCUUCUCUGAUAACGUCGAAAUGCACGACUUGAUGAAUUCAACGGUAUCAAUGAUCGGUUCUGCUUGUUGGGAAUGGUUGCAGCUCAUAGGCUCCCUAUCUGGUAUUGCUCCAGGGAACAGUACAGCAAGCUUACAUUUCUACAUUGCUCCCAAAGUAAUGGGGUCGCUUUUAAAGGUUCACGUCUAUUCUUUGGAUUAUUUGUCUGACGUUCGUCAAGGAGCACUCAGAGCACACUUUGACUCGAAGAAAUCCGGGUCAAACUCUAGUAUCGAUAACACCCAUCUGCCACUUGAUGGUAGCAGUAGUAGCAGGUCACUACCACGUCGUUCAAGACGUCAAAGGAGGACGGGGCCAGGUUCCACUACACAUCUUGAUGCUAGCGAUGGUACUAGGGGCCUCUACAACUUCCGUGAGAUACGAUCGACACUAAUUGAUAUGGGAUUUUCUGAACACGAUAUCUCACGAGCGAUAAGUCACUGUGGUUACACCGAUGUGUCUACUCUGGCCGAUUGGCUGAUAAACCACAUGGAUACUGGCACUGGCCAUACUACAAGGACUAGGAGCAGGGGUUACAGCCGGCAUCACACUGAGGAUAGCACUGCUAAUAACACCGAGAACAAUACUGUGGCCACAGCCCCUGUAGAAAUCGUGGAUGAUAUACCUGUACCUACGGGACCCUCAGAUGCCAUUUGUGACACCGUGAAGAAUUCCAAACUUUUCAGUCUGGAAUGUGGAGAUGUACCUGAUGACGAUAAUAUCUGGGACCUACCAACUUUCGAACGGUUUGACCUCACAGUCUAUUCGGAAUUCCUUAGAUGGAGAGAAGAAGUAGGAUGUAGGUUUGUGGAUAACCUUUUGAUCUUGAGUACCAAAAUGUCUUCAUCACUUUCUUUCAUUUUCGAAUAUAUGCUUAGGGCAUUUUCACUACAGGUGCCACUUACAGUAGAUGCCAAAGCCGACUUGUGUAGGGAUCCAACAGCAAAUAAGCAUGUUGUGGACCUAGUCAACAUCAUAUAUAACGGUCUGGACAAUAUUUCGAACCUACUGUCGGUGUUAAAGUUCUCGAUGACGAAAGAUGCUCUUUUGCCAGUAUUUUGCCCCGCGAUUUUUGCAGAUGACCCAGAGAAACAAGCUGCUUUUGAGAACACAGUACUGGCUGGGAAACCCGUCUCUACCAUUGCGUACAACAUCGAAAUUGCAAAAGUACACGAACAGUUGAUCGGGCUAUUUUACAUAUUAGCUCAUUUGAUAGGAGGUCGGGAGAGUUACACUUCUAUGAUUCUGAACAACGUGAAGAACCCAGUUGAUAUCUUUUUGAACCUAGUGGAAUAUUUCCAGAAGUUACGUUACGAGGCACUCCAAUCAGGUGUUUUGACCUUUGCUGGUAUAGGCAUGAAACCAUCAUUGCCUGGUAUCACAACUUCACUACCAGAUUGGUGUAUGCACAUGGACUUUUCGAAAACCACGACGAAGGAAAAGACACCACAGAAGAUCAAGGUCGACUAUGUGCUCACUAAAUAUGGAUUUAUCAGGAACAGCCCUUUGCCGCAGUCGAGUUGCCCGCCACCGUUCUAUAAAUACGCAAUGGUGUGUAUAAGCGAGCUGUUGAAAAAACAUUCGCUGAUUGGACUCUCCAACAUUCUAUCCUCGUCCAUGGAUCUUAGCCAAAAUGUGGAGAUUUUGUCAGCUACGAAAAAUGUGCCAUAUAUGUCAAAAGGUUCACAACAAAAGUUGGUUAAUACCUCUUUGAACAUUCUGGAGUGUUUCCCAGGUUCGGACUCAGACUUGACAUUCUCCCUGCUCUCGAUACUUGAUAGUCUCACGGAGGUAUAUUCCAAUGCACUUGAGUUCUUGCAUUACACUAGGCUACCGCAACAGGAGAACUAUCCAGCCCAUUUCAACUGUAGGGUCGAUCUAAAUGAUGUGGUUGGCUCAGAUUCACUAUCACUUCUUUUAAUGAUACCUAAAUCGGGCCAGUGCAAGGGUAUGCUGAAAAUGAUAUCUAGCAUAUUCUUGCAUUGUAUGGAGAACCCAGUGGUACUCCGUGAAGCUAUUGAGAAGCGGAUUGUAGCAGUAUUGUCGAAUCAUGAUAACGAGCCUGUGGGUUUAUCGACACUUGUCGAGAAAAUCUUCCCAUUCACAAAGAAAGAUCCUGCCAUGUUGCUCGAAAUAUUGCAAAAACGGUGUGUUCUAACUUUGGAAGAAGGUGCGACUAAUGUAGACCUUAGCACUGCCACUGUUACACUGCGAAGUUCAUCCAGAAUAUCCGACCUUUUGGCAUCCAACGAAGAUCUAAUAUCUCCCGGUAACAUACCUAUCUUGGAAACUUCUAAUAAGGACCGAACAGCUGUUGAUGACUCCGCAGUGCUGUUGCGUGGGAUUUUGAGAACCAUUGUCGUGUAUAUGCAAAUAUUCUGUAAUGUACAUGGGUUGACACGUCUUGCAGGUACCCCUAGCGAAAGUUCGAAACCCGGUUAUCCUCUGGCACUAACGAUCAAUAGCCUGUUUUACGUACUGAACACCAUGUGUCACAACUUCCCGGUACCAGUGAACAGCAACCGUUUGCCUAAGCAUGAAUUUGAUCUCCCCUACACGCCAUUCCCGUGGAAAGUUAACAUGAUAGAUCUGGAAGACAGCCAUCUAGUCUUGGUUUACAUUAUUCGACGUGUAUUUUUGAUGAUUUGUGGCCUCUGUAUCCCGCAAUCUAAGGGCACGUCACAAAAAGAACAUUGUCAAGAGCUCGCUGCAACCCACAAACUGGUAGUAGAUACAUUGAACAGUUAUACCAACUCGAUGCUCUUGAUCAGUUCAAGCAAUAUAGAAAUGUGUUCAAUUAUCUAUGAGGAAUUAAAGGCUCUUCUAUCGUUUUUGAUGGGUAUAAAUGUAAAGGAAUGCGGACCACAUAUUCUUACAGUGGCGACAUACACAGCGUGCAACUUGCUACACAAUCUACUUCAACUGCGUUUCGAAAAUGGUGCACGUGCUGAAUUAUCUGAUGAAUCUGUAUUCCAAAUCAAAAAGUGUUUGGUCAGCAUGCUACACAAGCUUGAGUUAUACAAGGAUGGCGGAACCGUUUUGGCUGGCGCCGUAGUUCGCGAUUUGGUCUUACUCACAAGUCCAAACAAUAGUCGCGCCUCAACACCUGGUCUUAAUGGUGAAGGUCACGAUGGGUUAGAUGGUUACAAGAAAGGGGACAGUGUAGCGGAAGUUGACAUUUCACUAGAUGUAGCAUCUGAUUCAGAAGGUCUGGAUGAAACACCCCUGUCAUCUAAUGAAGAAAUGUCCGAAUCUGAUAGCGAGGAACUCGACGAAUAUAUGGACAAUGCUAUGGACGAGGAUAUUGCCACCGAUAGCGGUGAUGACACCGAAGGAUCUGGCAGUGAUUCGGAAGAUGAAGAUUCACAGUAUGUAUCUGAGAGUGAUGGACAGAGCGCUGAUUCCAUUGAAAGUGGAGAUUUGGAAACUGACGUUUCUGAUGGUGAGAAUGAUGUCGAGAUGGCGUUACCGCAUCAGGUAGAUGAGAACUAUGUCACCAUCAACUCAGAUACUGAAAGUCGUUCUAGCCUUGAUGAAGUGGAUGAUGAAGAAGAUGAUGAUGACGAUGCGCCUCGUAUACGUGUUGUCGGCGAACUUGAUGAGGAGAACCGUGAUGAAACUAUUACAGACGUGAUUGAGGAUACGCGUCCGCACAUCAAUAUUGCGGAGGAUGACCAUGGCGAACUUCUCAGCGACUAUUCUUCUUCAAGUGAAGGUGGAGAAUUUGGGGAGGGUGGCAAUGCAGCAUCUGUACCAAGUGCAUCUAACAGCAUAGGGAGCAACAACAUGUCGAUAAAUAUCGAGGAUCAAUCAAUGACUUUACCAGGAACUGGCAACAAUGGAAUAAGGAUACAAAUAGAGAUUUCUAAUAACCAAGGUUCAAUGCGAUACAUGGAUUCUUCUUCCAAUUUACCAGCAGUUCCUAACAUUGUGGAACGCCCGAUUCAUGACACUGUUGUGAUGAACCAUACGUGUUCUAGCAACAACAGCGAAACUUGGGCUAGCAAGGAUGAUUUAGUGGUACCUUCGAAGCACCCGAUGUUACCUUCUUCAAGGAAAUAUGUAACGCAUGCUACCGAUCCUCACGGAGAGAUCAUCAAUUUGAUCGCCUUGAGUUUACCAAGGGCACAAUUGCCCAAGUCUGUGCCUAUAGAUGUUACGGAACCACCUGCAGAACAACAGCCGAUUGUAGUACCAGAUGAUCCGAUUGUUGAUGAUGUUGAAGUUAGUAGCUGCCCUGCUGCAGAUCAUGUAUCUCCAGAGGCUGAACCCACCGUUGCUUCACCUCCCGCAUCUUCAUUGUCAUUGCCAUCUGGAUAUGAAAACCGCCAUUUGGAGCGCAUUGCUGCAGCAUUAGGGAUAAGCUACCAAGAACUCUUCACUCUGGCUAAUAUGGAUGCUACCGUUAUUGCAGAGCUUCCCGAGGAAAUUCGCGAAGAAAUCAUAGCACAGCAAUUGAACACUAUCGAUGCCGACGCGCUGACAGCACUAAGGGAUGGUCGUCAUACCAGCAUUCCUACACGACCUUUGACUCCUCCGACACAAGAGGAACUGCGUUACAUCGAUUUCCUCCCACGCACAUUGCGUAGCGAAGUUCUCAAUACCAUGUAUACAGAGCAUACUCCUCAAUAUUCCAGUGUUAGUUUGGGUGCGCAUUUUGGACACAGUGAAGCAAAUUUCCUAGCUGCUUUGGGUCCAGCACUACGCAACCAGCUAUUCCCAGGGACACCUCAAGAGUUUUUCGAGAACUUGGCACCGGAAAUUAUGGGCAACCGACCAAGUGAUCCCAACGCUAGGCCUACGUCUACCCACUCAUUGCUCAACGCCCAUGCGCUGCUAUCAAAUAUAGCAAGUCUUGCUGAACUCUCAAAUCCAGACCGUCAGAAUGCUGAUAACCCGGAAGGUAGACCACCUUCUCUCACGUUUGGACUUAUAAUUGGGGAGUUACAAAAUGAGGAGAGUGACACUCAACAAGAGUCGAGUAGUUCACAGCUACGUAGUACGGGAGAUUCGAGAAGGUUCCCCUCUAGCCUUUAUCGACGUCGUAAUGAAGGUAGUUCACGUGGUCUCAAUGACAUAUUCUUGUUCGACGAUCAUGGACUCCACGCAUCACGUUCUGCAAUGAGUACGUUGGAUAAUAUCGAAGAGUUGAAUGAUAAUUUGGAUCCUAUAAACCUGCAUAUGGAUGCUUCAGAUCCUUUCGUAACAGCCAAUCCUCGCCGUAGUAAUCUUGACGAAAGGAUUAUACAAACUCUGCCUCAACUGUUCCAUACAUUCCAACCACAUCUAUUUAACAUUUUGGCUUCCGGAGUACGCACUGGAAAUAAUACCGCUAUGAUUACGAACCAAGGAACAACGGACCCGGUAGUACGUAUCGAUUCCAACAUCGAUAUUUCCUGUGAGAAUUUGGUUGACAGUGUGGUCAGGAUAAUACCUCGUUCAGCUUGUGAAUCUCGUACUCCUACUUUUGGUGAGAGGACGUGUAAACUGCUUGAUAUGUGCAACAGUUUUAACGGCGAGUUUGCGGAAGCGGAUAUAGUUGGUAUAUGUAAGGUUAUGUACCUCAGGGAUGAAAUUAAUAAGAAAAUUUAUUUCAAAUUGCUUCAUAACUUGGUGGUUUCAGACCUACACACUUGCCACCUUUUGAUGAAAUGUUUCCUAUACAUCAUCCAUACGUCUAUCUUGGCCCUGAGCCAUAGCAGCAUCUCAACAAUUAGGAGUGACGAGUUCUUCCAAACGUUACCAAGGCUAUGCAAUUCACGUAAAGAUGAUUUCCCACCAUCUCAUUUGUAUGGAGCAUUGCCUUACAAAUACGUUUCUCUCAGCGGUCGAUUAGAUACGGAACCUAAAGAACCAAUACCAUACGGACUAAAUGCUGGGUCAAAUGCUCUUAAUCCGUUAUAUAUGGAUCUAAAUGUUGUGUCAUCAAGCUACGUGUCAUCGGAACGUGUAUUGGAGCAGUUGCGCAGUAUUAUGAUAGCUCAACCUGCCACAAUGAAUUUCUUCAGUGUUCGGAUAGCUACGUUACAUCCAAACGAUGGGUCGUCUGCCGGAGACUCUAGGCGAAAACGUAACAAAACAUCUGGCACAGAGGAUAUGGAAUCGGCACGUCCAACGCAUCUAUAUCCCAUAGGGUUCCUCUUUAUGGCCACAGCAACCAAAUUGUUCCAGUCAUCACCCAAAUUGAUGAACCAUCUUUUGAUGGUAAUACAACAUUUGAUUGUGAGCUCACCUGUUCCAGACCUCAAGGAAUAUAUGGCAAGGGCUGAGGCUGUGAUGGCAGCGGCAGAACAGAGGGCUGCUGCUGCCGCUGCACGGGAAUCCGGUGAAGCUGGAUCGGACAGUGAAGCUAUGGAUGAGCCUGAUACUGCUUCAAGGCCUCCGGGGUUGCGUCGUCGUAAUGAUGCAUUCAGUUGUUCACAGAGGGAGAUACUCAACAGUCUGGAUCACGAUGCUAUAGCAGUGUUCCUUGAUGUCCAUGCGUCAUGGCGUCACCAGAGCAAUUGGUUACAGACUGCUCAAGGAAACCGUGAUAGUACCUCAAGUUCACAAAUGCAAAUUGUAUCCAAGAUCCUAUCGGUGCUAUAUCUCACCCCAAAACAUCAGGCAGUGGUUCGCGACUUUUUCAUCAAUCGUUUAAAGGGGCUUAUAGAAACACUGUGCAGGUCGUUGGAAUCGGCUUCACCUACCGGAGUUGUCUCGCUUGAUGCAAUCCAGCUUAAGGGUCCUGCUUUUACUGGCGAAAUGGUAUGCGAGCUGGAACACCGUAUUGGUGCUUUGGUGCGUAUAGUGAAUCUGGUAAACGACAUGUUUGCUGAAACAGCCAAAUGUCAUGUGGUAUUUGAUGACACAGUAGUUGAUAGGACUCCGGGAACCCUUAACGAGUUUUACAAUCAAUUGGAUUUCGACAAUCUUUGGACGGCUCUCGACUCUGUCUUGAUGACUUUAUCAAAGGCUACAGCACCACCUUCAGCUACGGAACCUCUCAGCCUCUCCAAUUCUGCGUCGUUCAGCACACGUGAUAACCUUAUGGAUAACCCUGAGGUUGUGGAACAGAUGGUUAUGUUGGUACCUCUUAUCGAGGUAUUUUUGUCAAUUAUGCAAAUUCGUGUGACGCUGGACUACAUGUUGGAUGCAGUGACUGAAUUGGAUAACGCGAUGUCAUUCGUAAACUUUGACUACGAACUUCCAGAAGACAAUUUGGAUUUCCUUGCAGUCGCACGUCAGGAACGUGUGCCUCCUAAAAAGGAGCCUUGGGAGGGGGAAGAUGCUAGUAUGGAGAUGUCACCUAACCAUCUGAGCCUAGUAUACUUUACGGAACGACAUUCAAGGGCACUAAACUGUUUGAUUAAACAGACACCGUCGCUACUGUCUACCAGCUUCAUAGCGAUUGUACGUCUUGCACCAAACUGUUUGAACUUCGAUAUCAAACGUCAAUACUUCCGCCAGAAGCUGAAGGAAGGUCGUCAGGGAUUGCGUCUUGAAACUGUGCGCAUUAACGUUCGUCGAGAACAUGUAUUUUUGGAUUCUUACCAUCAAUUGCGUCUACGUAGCGGUGAUGAGAUGAAAGGGAAAUUGUCAGUUUCUUUCGGAGGUGAAGAAGGUGUUGAUGCCGGAGGGUUAACCCGUGAAUGGUUCAAUAUCCUUGCUAGGGAGAUGUUUAACCCCGACUAUGGUUUGUUCCGUCGCGAGGGCAGGAAGCAAGAGUUUAACCAUCCAAACCCGCUAAGUGGUAUCAACCCUGAUCACCUGAACUUCUUCAAGUUUAUAGGCAGAGUAAUUGGAAAGGCAGUGUAUGAUGGACAGCAUAUUGACGCAUACUUCUGUCGUUCGUUUUACAAGCAUAUGUUGUGCCGCAAGAUAACGCCCGCGGACGCUGAAUCUGUAGAUCCACAGUUCUACGAAAACCUUACGUCUAUUAACAACUGCAAGUUGGAGGAUAUAGGACUAGAGUUGUUUUUCUCUACCGAGAUCGAUGAGUUUGGGAAAGUAAAGGUUAUUGAUUUGGUGCCCGACGGACGUAAUAUCCCAGUGACGGACGAAAACAAACAGAAGUACAUCGAGCUGUUAUGUCGUCACAAAGUUACAAACGGUAUUAAGGACCAACUGGAAGCCUUUAUGUCAGGUUUCCAGGAACUGAUACCACCUGAAUUGAUCUGUAUCUUUGAUGACAAGGAGCUCGAACUUUUGAUUAGUGGCAUUCCUACCAUAGAUUUGGAUAACCUGAGGAGGAAUGUUGAAUACGUAAGCUACAGCGAGCGUAGUGAGCAGAUAGUGUGGCUCUGGGAAUUUUUGGAAGGCCUCGACCAGAAUAACCUAGCAGCAUUUUUACAGUUUGUAACUGGAACCAGCCGCGUACCCCUUGGUGGCUUCAAGAAUUUAAUGGGUAUGCGGGGACCACAAAGACUUUCUAUACAUAGGACGUGUGGUAGUGAUAGGCUGCCGUCAGCACAUACGUGCUUCAAUCAGCUUGAUUUGCCAGCAUAUCCUACCCGCGAAAAGCUUCAUCAGAAGAUGAUGCAAGCUAUUAUGGAGGGAAAGGAAGGGUUUGGUUUCAUUUAA